Molecule: messenger RNA, 562 nt
Organism: Ipomoea triloba (trilobed morning glory)
Lineage: Eukaryota; Viridiplantae; Streptophyta; Magnoliopsida; Solanales; Convolvulaceae
Product: autophagy-related protein 8i
Exons: 5
Coding region: 92-469 (125 amino acids)
Biological process (GO): cellular response to nitrogen starvation
Source: RefSeq, a predicted model, not a curated record
AAUUGGUAUCUACUUCUUAUCGGUCAACCAGAUCCAACCCAUAUAUACCUCUUCCGGAUUUCGUCCUUCAGUUGGACAGCUGAAGAAGAAGAUGGGGAAAGACAAAACUUCAUCCUUUAAGCAACAAUUCUCUCUGGAGGAAAGACUCCAGGAAUCCCAAGAUAUGAUUGCUAAAUAUCCCGAUCGUUUGCCUGUUGUGGUUGAAAGAUAUUCAAAAACCGAUCUCCCCGAGAUGGAGAAGAAGAAAUACCUUGUACCCCGAGACAUGUCUAUCGGACAGUUUAUCCACAUCUUGAGUGUUCGCCUUCAUCUGGCUCCCGGGAAGGCUCUGUUUGUAUUUGUGGAGAACACCUUGCCUCAAACAUCGGCGGUGAUGGAUUCUGUGUACGAAUCAUUUAAGGAUGAAGAUGGGUUCUUGUACAUGUGCUACAGCAGCGAGAAAACCUUUGGUGCUAUAGCUCCCAAUUAAGUUGCGUCACUCACGUUUUACAUAUAACUUUAUUGACAUGUUUAUGCUAAGUGAACUGUGGUGACCUCAUUGGAAUUAUGUACAUUCUUUAAA